AUGUCAUCACUCCACACCUCCACCGUCGACAUAACCCUCCAACAUCGCCACCUCUUAACCUGUCAGUGCCGGAAGCCGGACGGCACAUGGUGCAGUUCCACGCUGGAUUUGAAUGAUUGUUUAGGAAAUAAUAAUGGUAAAUUCAUCUGGGGACGUACAUCUUUCGCGGAGUCGGCAUCGCAGAUCCAUCUUUCCCUCGAAGGGAACGAGGGAAUACCCUUCUUGCAUGCGCAGUUGAACGAUCGCCAUGGGAGUCAGCAGUCGGCAUCUAUCAAUCUGAUGGAGCGGAUUCGGAAUGAGAAUGGGCAGUUGAGUUAUUUGGAGUAUUAG
Messenger RNA from Monascus purpureus, 330 nucleotides. NCBI's taxonomy places the organism in Eukaryota, Fungi, Ascomycota, Eurotiomycetes, Eurotiales, Aspergillaceae. The record is from the annotation of a GenBank genome assembly.